Homalodisca vitripennis (glassy-winged sharpshooter) is the source of this 1766-nucleotide messenger RNA. It is a transcript of the gene U4-U6-60K, whose product is annotated as U4/U6 small nuclear ribonucleoprotein Prp4. Gene Ontology annotation, biological process: mRNA splicing, via spliceosome. NCBI's taxonomy places the organism in Eukaryota, Metazoa, Arthropoda, Insecta, Hemiptera, Cicadellidae. The record is from RefSeq and is a predicted model, not a curated record. The transcript is spliced from 10 exons. Gene Ontology annotation, cellular component: U4/U6 x U5 tri-snRNP complex. Bases 177 to 1730 code for a protein of 517 amino acids. Gene Ontology annotation, molecular function: U4 snRNA binding; protein binding; U6 snRNA binding.
CAUUGCUAGCAGGCAUUUCCAGAGAUGUAGAAGUUUUUGUUUACUUACAGGAUUGGUGUGGCGAUGGGGUUAACCUUAUUUGUUUAUUUACUUUUUAAUAGAGUGAUGCAUUUUUAAAUCGUAUUGAUUUCUUUAGAUUUUUUAAAUUUUGGGCUCUAAAGUUUGAAAGAAACAAAAUGUCUGAUGAUGAGGAUCUUCUGUAUGUGAAAAAACAGAACACUAUUCACUAUGGCUCUAUCGAGGAACAAGAGCGUUUGCGAUUACAAUCAACCCAACUGGUUCCACCAGGAGAAGAGAGUAUGGAAGAGCUCCCCAGUUCUCCAACAAAUGAUCAAGUUGGAUCUGGUCCUGCAGGAAAUGUCCAUAUUUCUGAUGAGUAUAUGGAUCUGGAAGAUGAAAUGUCCAAAGAUAAGCAAGCUUUAUUGGAAGAGUUUGAGCGAAGGAAGAAAGCACGGCAAGUGAAUGUUUCAACCGAUGAUUCUGAAGUUAAAAAGAAUCUCCGUCAAUUGGGUGAACCUAUUUGUCUGUUCGGAGAGGGUCCUGCUGAGAGGAGGAGCCGUUUAAGGGAUUUGUUAUCCAGGCUAGGAGAGGAUGCUAUACAGAGGAAACAAGAGGAAGAAGAGGAGAGGAUCCAGCAGGAGAAGGAUCAAGAGACUACUUGGUACCAUGAGGGUCCGGACAUAUUAAAAGAUUCUCGACUUUGGAUUGCAGAGUACUCUCUACCGAGGGCGAGACAGCGGCUGCUCGCAGCCCAUGAGGAGGCCCAGCUACCAGAAGCCACUGUGACUGCCAGAAAACAGGAACUGCAGAAAUUCAUUACUUCGCUCACCAUCUACUGCAGUCAGAUUGGGGACACCCGGCCUCUGUCAUACUGCAACUUCAGUCCUGACUCCUCCAUGCUGGCUACUGCCUCCUGGAGUGGAUUAUGCAAACUUUGGUCUGUUCCCGACUGUGAACUGGUCCGCACGUUUAAGGGCCACACCUGUAAUGUGGGCGCAAUUGUGUUCCAUCCACGAGUUGGGCAGGAAGAAACCCUGUGUGCGCUAGCCUCGUGUGCAGUUGACGGGUCAGUCAAACUCUGGAAACUGGACAGUGAGGACCCACUGGCAGACAUUGAAGGCCAUGAACCACAUAGAGUUUCCCGGAUAGAGUUCCAUCCCUCCGGCCGUUUCCUGGGCACCUGCUGCUUCGACCAUUCUUGGCGUUUGUGGGACCUGGAGGUGGGCCAGGAGGUGCUCCACCAGGAGGGUCAUGGCAAACCAGUCUACUGCAUCUCUUUUCAGUCUGAUGGCUCAGUUGCCGCCACUGGAGGAAUGGAUGCAUUUGGUCGUGUGUGGGACCUAAGAACAGGCCGCUGCAUCAUGUUCAUGGAAGGUCACCUCAAAGCUGUCUAUGGGAUUGACUUCUCACCAGAUGGGUAUCACAUAGCAACGGGCAGUGAGGACAAUACUUGUAGAGUAUGGGACUUGCGUAAACGAGCCUGUGUCUACACAAUACCAGCACACAUGAAUCUGCUGAGUCAUGUGAAGUAUCAGAGGUCAGGAGGACACUUCCUCAUCACUUCCUCUUAUGAUAACACUGCCAAGGUUUGGUCCAACAAGACUUGGCAGUCACUCAAAACUCUGCAAGGUCACGAUGGCAAGGUUAUGUGUCUUGACAUCACCCCAGACUCCAAGUAUAUUGCUACCUGUUCAUAUGACCGGACAUUUAAGCUAUGGGCACCUGAAUAAUAUUUUAUCAGUAAUUAAAUAUUUUUUAUGAACUAA